Messenger RNA from Triticum dicoccoides, 644 nucleotides. RefSeq names its product zinc finger CCCH domain-containing protein 15 homolog. Bases 70 to 336 code for a protein of 88 amino acids. The transcript is spliced from 2 exons. The record is from RefSeq and is a predicted model, not a curated record. Lineage: Eukaryota; Viridiplantae; Streptophyta; Magnoliopsida; Poales; Poaceae.
GCGUCGUUAGCCACACGGGCCCGGUUUCUGUUCGUGUGGGAAGAGCUUCCAGCGUGGCAGCGUCUCGUGAUGGGGGCACAAGACGAGGGUAGCCGGCGGCCGCCGCCGCCAGAGCCCACCCCUGGCCAGCCCGCCGCAACCGCGGGCACGGCGCCGCCGCCCAUCACCCCAGCCCAGUUCCUCUCCUGGAAGCAGCGGAAGGAUGCAGAAGAAGCUGCAGAGAAAGCUGAAGCGGCUCAGAAGCGAGCCGCGGAUAUAGCUUCAGGAGCAGUUCAGAUGAAUGGCCGAGAGUUGUUCCAGCAUGAACCCUGGGUGUUUGACAACAACAUUUACUGAGACAACUAAAUCCUGCAGAAACACACAGAGCAUGCAUGUAUGCCAUGUUCACUGUCAGAAUCCCACACCAUAAGAGUUUGUACAAGCCGUUUGAGCUCUGUUUUAUGGAACCCGUACAUUGUUUUGCUACUGAUAAAUGGGAACAAAGACAGUUCUCUACAAUGUUUUUUUUCAUACUUUUCACAUUUCAGAGUAUCCAGAUUUCGUGGAAUGCUGAAUAUAGUGUAUCAUCCCGCUAUAGCUCUUUCUCUCCCUGUUUAAGGGCUUGCGGCUAUGAUUACUUUUCUCUGUGCCUCGAGAUAGCUGCA